GUACUAAUUCAUAAUCAGUACCAAAAAAUUACGGAAUUGUUACAGAUUGAUAAUUUUGUAUCAAAUAGUUCGUGUCAAAAUGUUUUUGGUAUGAAUUUGACAUAUCCUUGUCAAAUCCUCUAUAAAUUCGAUGAACCCUGCCAAAAAUCUCUGUCAACCCAAUGUUUUUCUUUUUGUAGUGAAUUACACCUCAAUUUCUGCUAGCAAGCUACUUAUACCACGUAUAACCCUUCUCACUCUUCUAUAAUCAACCAAAAUGAGUAAUUCUUUUUUAUUCUUGCUGGCUUUUGUUUUAUCAAACGCUGCCAUUGUCAGAGCUCAAGAUCUCCAGGCUCCCCACGGCCUGGCAUACCACAUCCCCGACGCCACCGCCAUCUCGCCUGAAGCGUACGCCUUUUUCAACCCCGGAGAUGGGCGCCGACCCAAGACUGCUGCCUCUGCUACUGUCGCCUCUGCCGCUGCAUCGGGGUACUUUCCGGCGGAGCAAUCAAUGCCGGUGGUAGUGCGCAAUGCUGGAGAUGAUGGGGUAGCUGGAAUACUUAUCGGGUUUCUGUUUGUUGUGGUUAUAGCGCUAGGGGUUUACUUGCUAUUUCUGACGACGUCACGGAAGCAGAGCCGAGAAGGAAAUGGCGGUCAACAAAUAAGAGUUUGAAGAUGCUGUCUGUUUUGAAGGUGUACGUAAAAUAAGAGUUAAAAUUGCCAUUUGGUAUUCCAUAUUGGUAAGGAUAAGAAGUUUAUAAGUUACGAUAGUAUUUAUUUUAUAGAGAAAUUGGAAGAAAACAUCUUUAAAAUAUGAGUAUUAUAUUUUACGAUUUGAAUAAAGUAGUAACGUGUUUAAAUCAUAUCAUAUCGCUGUAUUUUGAUGGUGUUAGAUUUCAUAUUAUAAACGAUCAGCGAAUCGUGUUGCUCAUGCUUUAGCUAAAGCAGACGGUUCUUCCCCUGAUUGUUGUUCUUUUAUCGAGUAGGCUCAUGAUUCGAUUGUAA
This is a messenger RNA of Cuscuta epithymum, 984 nucleotides long. The record is from the annotation of a GenBank genome assembly. Lineage: Eukaryota; Viridiplantae; Streptophyta; Magnoliopsida; Solanales; Convolvulaceae.